AUGCGCACCGCUGCUCUCAUCCCCCUGGCCAUUGGCCUCGUCGCCGCCGGCCCUGUUCAGAAGCGCCAGGACUUCAACUUCGCAGCCAUUGCCGCUGACCGUGCCGAUGAAAUCGCCGCCAUCUCCGCCGACAACCUUGGUCCCGUCGACCCCGUCGUCCUGGCCACCACCGUCUCCGAGGCUACCGCUGCCUACGAUGCUACCUCUGCCAUUGCCGCUGCCACCAGCGCCGUCACCGCCGUCGUCGAGAAGCGCGACGCCUGCCAGACCUACUCUGGUGCCGGCCCCGUCGUCACCUCUGCCCCCAGCGACUGGGUCAACGCUGCGACUCUGACCAGCCAGGCCCUCGCCGCCGCCGCCCCGACUGGCUACGCUGCCGCCCCUAGCUUCACCAACCUUGCCGGCGCCGUUCAGCAAAUGGGCUACCUGACUGUCAAGACCCUGGACUCGUACGACCCGGCCCAGUGCGCCAGCUACUGCGACGACGAGCCCCUCUGCAUGGGCUUCAACGUCUACUUCGAGCGUGACCCGUCCGAGGACACUUCUUGCGACUCUGAGGGCAACCCUGAGAGCAUCACCACCAUUGCCUGCACUCUGUACGCCUACCACGUUGCUGCCUCCAAGGCCACCAACACCGGCCAGUACCGCGACAACUUCGAGGUCGUCAUCACCGGCUCCAACGGCUACAACAAGGACAGCAGCAAGGAGUCGUUCACCUCCAUCGACGGCUACUCGGCUCCUCAGGACUUCGAGACUGCCUGCAUCAACGCCCCCUUCUACAACGACUUCGACAGCUACAUCACCUACACCACCUACACCGACGCCUACGACCCCCGCGUCUGCGCCGAGGCCUGCGACGCUCAGACCCAGUACGACAAGGAGCACCCCAACAGCGACGGCGAGUACAAGGCCUGCAACUACUUCGUCUCGUACGUCAUGGCCAAGAACGAGGAGCCCCAGGGCCUGUUCUGCGCCCUAUACUCGCUCCCCUGGAACGCCACCUACGCCGUCAACACCGGCUACUCCUGGGGCUCCGACACCUACACCAUCUACAACUCGCUCGCCUACACCGUCAGCAGCGACCUCGACUUCGGCAACAACGCCGCCAUCGAUGACUUCGUCUACACUUCUGCCAACUAA
This is a messenger RNA of Diplodia corticola, 1140 nucleotides long. RefSeq lists its product as uncharacterized. The record is from RefSeq and is a predicted model, not a curated record. NCBI's taxonomy places the organism in Eukaryota, Fungi, Ascomycota, Dothideomycetes, Botryosphaeriales, Botryosphaeriaceae. The transcript has 2 exons. Bases 1 to 1140 code for a protein of 379 amino acids.